Messenger RNA from Zingiber officinale, 483 nucleotides. RefSeq lists its product as uncharacterized. The coding region runs from base 1 to 483 and encodes 160 amino acids. The record is from RefSeq and is a predicted model, not a curated record. The transcript has a single exon. NCBI's taxonomy places the organism in Eukaryota, Viridiplantae, Streptophyta, Magnoliopsida, Zingiberales, Zingiberaceae.
AUGCUUGAGGAAGCUCUCUCGGAGCAAAAGGAGAUGAGGAGCAAGAUCAAACAACUGACUCAGAGGCUGGAGAACUCAGAAAAACACCAGAAGAUGCAAGACAGCCAGAUAGCCCAGAUAGCUCAGUCCGUCUCAAGAGCACAGGGCACAUUCCCAGGGAAGCCAGAUUUAAAUUCGGUGGAACAUUGCAAUCGCAUUGAGCUGCGGAGCGGACGUACUGUGGGAAACCCUCAAAUCAUCACUCAGAUGGAGCUUGACUCAGAAAAGGAACCAACUCUCUUAAUGCCCAAUCAGACUCAAAACAGGGAUGGAGAAGAGGGUACUAAAAAGAUUGGAGAACCUUGUCAGACUACACCACAGAAUCAGAUGAUCUCGUUUCCUCAGAAGCUUAUAGCAUCCCAAAAGGAUGAAGAAUUUCACCGGUUUCUGAAAAAUGUUAAAGAGAUUUGCGUUGAGAUACCACUGUUAGAUGCGUUGUACUAG